UGAUGGGCCCAUAUAUUGUUAGGGCUUCCUUGCUCUGCUUAACUUACUAGAAGCCACCUAGACUCUUCUGUGAUAUUCUCAAGCACUGCACAAAGAUAAAGUGGUCCUGUCCUCAAGCAGUGAACAUUUCACUUGGCUCCUUAUCUCUGGAACCCUCCUGGUCAUGAAGCUGCUGAUGAGACCCCAUGUGCUUCAAGGCCUUUGGGCUGCCUGGCCAGUCUCUGCUUCUCUUUGCCCUCAUCCUAGGAACCUCAUCACCCAACCCUUCUCAAGGACAGAAACAACACAGUGGGGAGACUAUGAAAUUCCCAAAGAGUUUAACUUUGCUGGUGAUGUGCUAGAUCACUGGGCACAUAUGGAAAAGAAGGGAAAAAGAGACCCACUCCCUGCCCUGUGGUGGGUGAAUAACAAAGGGGAUGAAGUAAAAUGGAACUUCAGGGAACUGAGUGACUUGACUCGUCAGGCGGCCAAUGUUUUAACGAAGACCUGUGGUCUGCAGCGGGGAGACCGUCUAAUUCUGAUCCUGCCCCGGAUUCCCGAUUUGUGGCUGUUGACAGUGGGCUGCAUACGGGCAGGACUUGUCUUCCUACCUGGAACAACCCAGUUGACAGCCAAAGACAUGCUUUACCGGUUGCAGAUCUCAAAAGCCAAGGGCAUUGUGACCACUGAAACCUUAGCCCCAUUCGUGGACUCUGUGGCAUCUGACUGCCCCCACCUGAAAGUCAAGCUUCUGGUAUCAGAGCAUAGCCGCGAUGGGUGGCUGGACUUUAAAACGCAGCUUAAAGCUGCAUCUAUGGACCACACUUGUGUAAAGACAAAAACACAAGAGCCUAUGACCAUCUUCUUUACCAGUGGAACCACAGGUCUUCCCAAGAUGGCCAUGCAUAACAAUGGCCUUGCUCUAAGAUCAUGUCUCCCAUCCUGCAGGCAAUUCCUGAAACUUACAAGUUCUGAUGUCUCAUGGUGUGUGUCAGACCCUGGCUGGAUUUUAUCAGUUGUGGGGGCAAUGAUAGAACCUUGGACCUCGGGAAGCUGCAGCUUCAUCCAUGGCAUGCCUCAGCAUGACCCUCAGAUCAUUCUACAGACUCUCUCCAGAUUCCCCAUCACUUCCAUGUUAACUUCUGCAUCCGUAUAUCGAAUGCUUUUACAGCUCAAUGUUUCCAGUUACAAAUUUCCAGCCCUGAAGAAUUGUGUUAGUGGGGGUGAGGUACUGCUGCCUCAGGAUUUUGCGAAAUGGGAACAAGCAACAGGUCUUGCUAUCAAUGAAUUGUAUGGACAAUCAGAAACGGGAAUAACUUGUGCGGUCUCCAGAGGAAUGAAGGUCAAGAAAGGUUCCAUGGGAAAAGUUAUUCCACCUUUUGACAUGCAGAUCAUAGAUGAGAAAGGUAACAUCCUGCCCCCAGGGACAGAAGGGGAAAUGGCCAUCAGGAUAAAACCUACUAGACCCAUUGGUCUAUUCUCCGGCUACCUGGAUGAUCCAGAGAAGACUUCCUUAUCAGAACGCGGUGAUUUUUACCUCACAGGUGACAGAGCCAUGAUAGAUGAAGAGGGCUAUAUCUGGUUCCUUGGUCGCUCUGAUGAUAUCAUUAAUGCUUCUGGGUACCGGAUUGGUCCUUCUGAAGUUGAAAACGCCCUGGCAGAACACCCAGCUGUGGCAGAAUCAGCAGUCAUCGGCAGCCCAGACCCAAUCCGAGGGGAGGUAGUGAAGGCAUUUGUGGUCCUGACCCCAGAGUUUAUGACCCAUGACCAUAACCAGCUGGCUCAGGAGUUACAGCGGCAUGUGAAGGCGACUACUGCCCCCUACAAGUAUCCCAGGAAGGUGGAGUUUGUUCCAGAUCUGCCCAAAACUGUCACGGGGAAGAUCAUGAGGAGCAGUCUCCGGAAAAUUGAAAGAGGAUUUAAUCAGUGAUCUAUUUCUGGACUCCAGCUCAGAUUCUGUCAGAACAUGUGUCUCUCUUAAGUAGAGUAAUUGUCAGAUACACAUGCACAUUUAAGCAAUUAAGCUGGAAUAAAAGAGACUGGAGCACUUGUUCUCUUCCCAGCUUUACCAAUGGCCACAAAAAGUCAUUUACAAUUAUAAUUAUGAGUAUACCACAGAUCAAAACCCCUGACGUUGUAGGAUUUUAUCUUUUGUAAUAGUUGACCAUAAUAACAAGGAAUUUCCAGUUAAGAAAAAAAGGUUAUUUGGAUCUAUAAAAAAGAGAGUUUAUCAUUAGGUCAUAUCCAUGCUAGUGUCCCCAUGCCUUAGAUGCAUUCCUUCCUCCUCUCUUUUCAUUAGAAUCUUUAGCUUUUUUCAGAGCCCAGUUCAGAUGCCACCUCCUACUUAAAACCUUUCUUAAUCUCCUGAGUCCUCUCUCCCUUCUGUUAUAAUCUUGUAUUUGCUAAAGUGUUUUCAGACAUUCCCAAAUAAAUCUAUGAGAUCCCUAUAAGAUCCUUGAGGACAGGGA
This is a messenger RNA of Gracilinanus agilis (Agile Gracile Mouse Opossum), 2447 nucleotides long. RefSeq names its product acyl-coenzyme A synthetase ACSM1, mitochondrial-like. The coding region runs from base 164 to 1909 and encodes 581 amino acids. The transcript is spliced from 14 exons. Gene Ontology annotation, biological process: fatty acid biosynthetic process; acyl-CoA metabolic process. Gene Ontology annotation, cellular component: mitochondrial matrix. Lineage: Eukaryota; Metazoa; Chordata; Mammalia; Didelphimorphia; Didelphidae. The record is from RefSeq and is a predicted model, not a curated record. Gene Ontology annotation, molecular function: fatty acid ligase activity; fatty-acyl-CoA synthase activity.